Lingula anatina is the source of this 5398-nucleotide messenger RNA. RefSeq names its product chitin synthase chs-2. Gene Ontology annotation, biological process: chitin biosynthetic process. NCBI's taxonomy places the organism in Eukaryota, Metazoa, Brachiopoda, Lingulata, Lingulida, Lingulidae. Gene Ontology annotation, molecular function: chitin synthase activity. The record is from RefSeq and is a predicted model, not a curated record. Gene Ontology annotation, cellular component: cell septum; cell periphery.
UCCGGUUGGAGUAAGACCGGUCGGUAGUUUCGUGGCUAAUCAUUGACAAGUUUACCACUGGAUGAUGUCGUAUAAAAUGACGUCGGUUUUGUCACUAGAAAUGUGACACUCUGACGAUCUUUUGUGAUCAUUUGUUUCUAACCUCCCCGAUACUUGUAUCAGUUACGUAAGUUGCGGCGCCGGUACGGCAAGUCAAACUUUUUGAUUGCCGUUUCGAGAGUUCUCGUCGUUUCUUCUUAUCAGCCAUCGCUCCGAAUAGUGAAAAGAGCGUUAGCUAAGUUUUAUCGGCAGAAAAGUGCUGUAAGCGUAAUAGGUGACUUCUGGAAAUACAAUGUCAGACACCGAAGACGAUAUUCUAACGCCGCUGCCAGACCCGGGGGAUGUGGAAAUUACCCCUGGGAAGUUUGAUUCGGCGAUAAACGGUGAAAUCGGACAUGUGGUUCGCAAGGGAUCUCUUUUCGGUUUAGAGCAAAAAAAUCCAACUUUAUUUAACAUGGAAAAUUUCACUUUUAGUACUGGAUUAAACAGAUUUGGUGGUAAUCGUUUGCGAAGGGAGAGCGAAGCCAGCGAGGCAGAAACCUUGCCUGAGUUGAGCGAUUCAGAAGAUGAAGACGAAGAUGAAGAUGAAGACGAAGAGGACCCUCCGGCUUACAAACAUUUAGAUACUCGAAAUGAGAAGACAGAGAUAGAAAAACCACCACCGUUCCCGACGUCACCACCCCCCUCGCGGAGAAAGUCAGCAAUGAAGAUGCCAAAAGAGCAGGGCGUAAAGCCCAAGGGACCUGCCGCCAAGCUUUGGGACAUUUUCCGUAUAACAUCACCGGACAACGAAGAACUCUCAGAGAGCUGGUGCCUAGAGGUAACCAAGCGGGUCUGCAAGGUGAUCGUAUACUGGCUUCUCCUCUUCUUCAUCCUCGGGUCGACCGUCAUCCAUAAAAUCACGCUUAUGAUCUCGGUGGCCCAGUCUAGGACAGAAAAGUGGCUGACUUGCGAGGUUGACAUGUUUGGGAAUUUGACGAACUGCAUAGUGGAUCCGGGAGUUCACAAAGACACCAAUUUGACGGAUAAGGUUCGCUGUGAUGAGGUCUCCGUGAGGUGGAUAUGGGGACUUGCAGCCACCAUGUGUUUUCCCUAUCUCCUAACUUUCAUGCAGUGUUUAUUCAAGGUUCUCUUCAAGGUAACGCUGUGGCCGAGUUUGGGGACGUUCUUUGCGGUUCUUGUCGUGGAAACGUGUCACUCAGUUGGACUGUGCAUCCUCGUCUUCCUCGUCCUUCCCUUUCUUGACAUCACUCAAGGUUUGCUGAUUAUGCACGGAGUAGCGCUUAUACCCAGCCUUCUUCAGCUUAUCUUGCGCCCACGUGCCGAGGCCGAGAAGUACCGCCCCCUACACAUAUUCUCAGACUCAGUAGCGAUUCUAGUUCAGCUCUCAGCAUUGUUUUUCGUCCCUACACUAGAGACAGUAUCAAGGAAAAAUGCGACAGAUACAGAGAGCUCUUUUUAUCUGACCUAUAAUGAGUAUGACAACUCUGCCAUUACCCCGGCCAUUAGAAUGUGGCUCAUACCCGUCUCCCUAUUUCUCAUUUCUUUAUCUUGGUGGGAAAACUUUGUGUGGAUUGACCGAAAAUCUAGCAAAUUCAGCAAUCUCCCAGACCGCAGUUUCAUCCACAAGGUUUUGGUAAAACAUAAGAAAAAAAUACGCCAGGCCAAGAACAAAAUUUACUUUUUCAUAAGUGCGUGGAAGUUGGCUAUAACCCCGGUACUACUUCUGGCACUGAUCGUCAGCACAAACAGUUUGGACGUAUUUUCGCUGUUCCAUUUGGAUUUCCAACGAUGUAAGGGAACUGACAAUCAGGACAUCGAAGGAGAACCUUAUUUUUCUACAGCCACUUGGGAAGCAGGUAUCGCCAUGCUGAUUCAGGUGUGCUGUAGUCUCGUCUGCUGGUACUGCGCUAAAACGGCCUGUAAGAUACAGAUGCAGCGUGUUAGUUUUGCUGCUCCCCUAUCGGUGGCGACACCUGUUGCAGUUGCCAUACUCAUUGGCCUUGGCUCGGAUGAGAACAAGUCGUAUUCCUCUCUGAUCACUGAUCACCUGGAGUGGAACUUUCCCGACUUUACCACCGACUUGAGCGAGAGAUACCGCUGGCUGUGGAUAUGGAUAAUUUGGUGGCCAUCACUUGCAUGGAUAACUUUCUAUAUCUGGAUGCCAAGAUCUGAACGACUGGCCAAAGGAGAGAAGUUGUUUGUGAAGCCGUUCAACUGCAGCAUUCUUCUAGAACAGGACAUGAAGCUGAACCGGCGGCGAGACGACAGGGAGUUUGUGAAGGACGAGAAGGUACGUGAUUACAUGCGCGUGGAGGAGGUAAUGAACAACCCGAAAUCGUUCGACGACACCAGACGUGUUUAUACCGCUUCUGUAGCAAGGCGAAACCCCAAGACCCCCUUGAUCUACAUCUGCGCCACCAUGUGGCACGAGACGGAGAACGAGAUGUUACAGAUGCUGAAGUCAAUCUUCAGACUUGACAUGGACCAGUGCUCCCGUCGCCUGGCGCAGCAAUAUCUCGACGUAAAUGACCCGGAUUACUAUGAGUUUGAAGGUCACAUUUUCUUUGAUGAUGCGUUCACUCCUCAUGCGGAUGGUAACUCUAACUACACAGUGAACGAUUUUGUCAAACUCUUGGUUCGUGUUGUGGACAUUGCUGCCAGCUCCAUACAUCGAAUUCCAAUGUCCAUCACUCCUCCUACAAAGAUCCCAACUCCUUAUGGGGGUCGUCUUGUAUGGCUGCUACCUGGUGGCAAUAAGUUGGUGGCACACCUUAAAGAUAAAGCAAAGAUACGACAUAGAAAAAGAUGGAGUCAGGUAAUGUAUCUGUACUAUUUCUUGGGUUAUCGCCUGAUGCAGAAGGUAGAAAACGUAAGCAAAGUUGGAAAGCUGGCUGAAAACACGUUCCUCUUGGCGCUUGAUGGCGAUGUUGACUUUCAGCCCUCUGCCGUCCAGAUUCUGGUGGACCUGAUGAAGAGGAACGAAAACGUGGGGGCUGCAUGCGGUCGUAUUCACCCUAUAGGAUCAGGUCCUAUGGUUUGGUACCAGAAGUUCGAAUAUGCCAUCUCUCAUUGGUUCCAGAAGGCAACGGAACAUAUGAUUGGUUGCGUUCUCUGCAGCCCCGGAUGUUUCAGCUUGUUUCGCGGUUCUGCUCUCAUGGAUGAUAACGUGAUGCGGAAAUACGCGACCACGCCCACCGAGGCUGUACACUACUUACAAUAUGAUCAAGGUGAAGAUCGUUGGCUGUGCACCCUAUUACUACAACAAGGGUACCGCGUGGAAUACAGUGCUGCUUCUGACGCUCUUACCUACGCUCCAGAGACCUUUGACGAAUUUUUCAACCAAAGAAGACGUUGGUCACCAUCAACUAUGGCUAACGUUAUGGACUUGCUCCUCAGUUUCAAACACACCAUCAAGGUGAACCAGGACAUUUCCAUGUUAUACAUCAUCUACCAAGCCUGUCUCAUGGUGUCCUCCAUUUUGGGACCGGGAACAAUAUUCUUGGUGGUUGUAGGAGCUUUCCAGACUAUCCAGAUCGGACAAAGCGGACAGUUGGGGGAUAUUACGUCCUUCAUCGUAAACCUGGUGCCUAUCGUACUCUUUAUCAUACUGUGUUAUGUUACAACUACGAAGACUCAGCUAUUUGUAGCAGCCAUAAUGUCUUCUAUUUACGCCUUGGUGAUGGCACUGGUUCUGGUCAGCAUCAGUCUGCAGAUAAGUGUGCAAGGACCGUGCUCCCCUACCGCCUUGUUCUUUUUCCUUGUGGCUGGCGCCUUUCUAUUGGCUGCUAUCCUCCAUCCUCAGGAAUUCGCCUGUGUGUUCGCCGGUGUGUUGUAUUAUCUGCUCAUUCCCAGUAUGUACCUGUUGCUUUUUAUAUACUCCAUGUGCAACCUGCACGUGGUCUCAUGGGGCACGAGAGAGGUCAAGGUUGCAGAGAUGCCAACUCCCAAUAAAGGUAAUCAGCAAGCCAAAAACACGAAAGAGAAGACAGAUAACUCAGCCAGUGCUGCCUUGAUGAAACUUUUCAGCUCAGCGACGGCGGAAAAGGGCGAGGAUGGGUUCAAAUUUACGUUUGGAAAACUCUUCCGGUGUAUCUGCUGUCCACGUGACAAUGGUGAAGGCAUGAAUCAAAAGUUGAACGGCUUGUUUUCUCGCAUGGAAGAAAUGGAAAGGAAAUUGCUGAAUCAGAGAACGGCGUUGGUUGCUGGAAGAGGUUUGUCAGGCUCCACAGCAGAGAGUAAUUUACGUGUGCGCACUGAGAGUAUGGUGGAAGAUCGUCGACCGUCUUUUACGAUGGAGAACGAAGACUUCCCAAAAUUAGAUAUCUUGGAGGAGGAUGUGUUUACCGUUAACCCAAUGUAUGAGGAAGAAGAACGCGACGAACUCGUCAAUCCAUUGUGGACGGAGGACGAAGGCCUUAAGGACGGGCCUAUAGUUCUCCAAGAAGAGGCAGAGACACAAUUUUGGCAAGAGCUCAUCAAACAAUACUUGUAUCCCCUGGAAAACGACCCAAAGCACCAGGAGCACAUGGCUGCCGAGCUAAAAGAACUGCGCAACAAGGUCACAUUCGCCAUCUUUCUUCUGAACGCCAUUUUUGUGGUGGUGAUCUUUGUGCUUCAAACACAAAAAGAAGAUGAGAACGGACACGGACUUUCUCUUCCUUGGCCGUUCCAAUGCGGCGAUAGUCCCCCUUCCAAGCCUGUGAAGUUGGAGCCUAUCGGGACGGUUUUCUUGAUAUUCUUCCUGUUGGUUCUCCUUAUUCAACUUCUUGGGAUGAUAGCUCAUCGUCUGCUGACCUUCUGGCACAUCAUGUCUACAACCCCCGUCUCAGGAAAACUCGAUCAAACUGCCGCAAAAAUCGCUCUUGUGCGCGACUUACAACGCCUUCCGCAGGGCGAUGACGAUUCCGACAGAAUGUCGGUGUGCAGCUUCACUUCCGGUGCCUCCGACGAAGAGUUCAAUUUUGCCAGAGAGAGGAAGAAGUCAUUCGCGAAACACAUCAAGAAAAAGAAGAAGACAGUUAAGGAGGGAUAUGCCACUAUGAAUAAAGCAUUUGUUGAGCGCUUCUUGGCAUUGUCCGACCAAGGGCCUGAGAAACUUCAGCAACAACAUGGACGGCGAAACACAAUGAGUGCCAGCUACCAGGAUCGUAAACGCAAGCAAGCUCUAGCAAGCUUAGCUGAUGAGUGGGACCAGGUGUUCCAAGAAGAGAAGAUUUCCAAAUUACGUAACAAGUGGAAAGGGGCGGCCAGAGCCAUCCAGCUCACCCGAGCGUUUCAACUGAAGAAAGCUGUCAAGGCGCAGAACAUUGAAACUAUUAACGAGUCGGCGGAGGGCUCGGCAAGCGGANACGAAUGA